Molecule: messenger RNA, 351 nt
Organism: Macrosiphum euphorbiae (potato aphid)
Lineage: Eukaryota; Metazoa; Arthropoda; Insecta; Hemiptera; Aphididae
Source: the annotation of a GenBank genome assembly
AUGAAUAUUGAUUUUCCAGCUAUAAUUAAAAAACUUUUAAAAGAAAAUUCAUUACCUCUUUUUCAGAAAACCAAUAACAUUUCGGAAGCUGCUCAUAGGCGUCUACAGGCACAGCUCGGUAUGACAAAUCCCACAUUAUGGAGGUUCAUAAAUGAGCUGAAAAAAGUGCAGGCAGAGCGUGACAUAUAUUAUGAAUUUUUAGUGGCAGGCAACGAACCACCGCGGACCACCACUAAGCGAAAAUACGUUGAUGCUAGUAACCGUAUUUUAACAUUAGUCCAAGAUUAUAGAAACCAAAACAUUAUAGAGUACCUCAGAGGAUUGGCAUACAACUUUGUGAUGGACGAAUAA